AUGGACAAUGGCUUGCUACGGUCGAACACUGGUCUCCUCCUUAUCCUGAUGUUGAACAUUUGGCUGCCGACAAAUCCUCCAACGACGAACAACGCCUCUUCCGUCGGGAAGUCUACCUCAAGAUUUGGCGAUGGGAUGCCGAACGCAACUCCUGGGCUUUGGAGACAAGAAUCGAUAGCCCUCACCAGUUGGGUGGAGAUUCUCAACCUGGCCGAGUCUUGA
This is a messenger RNA of Aureobasidium uvarum, 222 nucleotides long. The record is from the annotation of a GenBank genome assembly. NCBI's taxonomy places the organism in Eukaryota, Fungi, Ascomycota, Dothideomycetes, Dothideales, Saccotheciaceae.